Quercus lobata is the source of this 2334-nucleotide messenger RNA. RefSeq names its product myb-like protein X. The record is from RefSeq and is a predicted model, not a curated record. Gene Ontology annotation, molecular function: zinc ion binding; nucleic acid binding. The transcript is spliced from 13 exons. NCBI's taxonomy places the organism in Eukaryota, Viridiplantae, Streptophyta, Magnoliopsida, Fagales, Fagaceae. The coding region runs from base 398 to 1960 and encodes 520 amino acids.
UCAUCUCUGCUUCCAAGAAGAAUAAGCUGACUUUACUCUUUCACUGCCUUUUUUUUUUUACAUUCCUGUUUCUAAGUUGUAACGUUUUGUCUUUUUCUUUUUCCCAUUCUUCUCACCACUUCAAUCAUCUUUUGCUUCGAGUUGUUGGAGACUCGAGAGAAAGACCACACCAGAGUGUUGAGUUUAGAGAUGGGUUUCGUGGGCUAUCUCUUCUUUGCAUUGAAAUGCUUUGACCUAUUUGCUUGGUGGAAGGGGUGGUGAUGAUGAUAAUGAUGAUUGUAUUCUCAAUAGAUGUGCUUCGAUUUGUGCUAUUGAGAGUAACUCGAAUUCGGACACUCGGAAGUUGAUCGCUUAUUGGGUUUUCUAUUCGUUGAUUUCACUCUUCGAGCAUGCUUUCAUGAAGCUUCUUGAGUGGCUACCAUUCUGGCCUCACAUGAAGCUAAUCAUCAUGUACUGGUUGAUGAUUCCUCACUUUGGCAAUGCUCUCUAUUUCUAUGAACUCCUUGUCCAACCCUGUCUCUCCUUGGUACCACAAAUUGUCAUCAACUUGUUCAAUGAGUGGAAGGAGCAUUGUCUAAAGAGAGAUGGCUUUCCUACUGAGGCAGCUGAGAGAUACCAGAAACAGAAUGAAUCUGAAGCUUCAGAGGAACUUAUUUCUAGUGAUGAGUCAAAGUCCAUAGAGAACAAUGUCGGGCAGAAAGAAGACAAAGAUGUUGAAGUAACAGAAGAAAAUGAAGAUGUUGAAGUAACAGAAAAAAAUGAAGUUGCUGCAAUUGAGAGGUCAAAGUCCAUAGAGAACAAUGUCGGUCAGAAAGAAGACAAAGAUGUUGAAGUAACAGAAGAAAACGAAGAUGUUGAAGUAACAGAAGAAAAUGAAGAUGUUGAAGUAACAGAAAAAAAUGAAGUUGCUGCAAUUGAGAGGUCAAAGUCCAUAGAGGACAAUGUCGAGCAGAAGGAAGACAAAGAUGUUGAAGUAACAAAAGAAAACGAAGAUGUUGAAGUAACAGAAGAAAAUGAAGAUGUUGGAGUAACAGAAAAAAAUGAAGUUGUUGCAAUUGAGAGGUCAAAGUCCAUAGAGGACAAUGUCGAGCAGAAGGAAGACAAAGAUGUUGAAGUAACAAAAGAAAACGAAGAUGUUGAAGUAACAGAAGAAAAUGAAGAUGUUGGAGUAACAGAAAAAAAUGAAGUUGUUGCAAUUGAGAGGUCAAAGUCCAUAGAGGACAAUGUCGAGCAGAAGGAAGACAAAGAUGUUGAAGUAACAGAAGAAAACGAAGAUGUUGAAGUAACAGAAGAAAAUGAAGAUGUUGGAGUAACAGAAAAAAAUGAAGUUGUUGCAAUUGAGAGGGUUACUCCCAUAGAGUCCACCCUUGUUCAGACUGGGAAAAGCAUAGAGACACUUACAGAUAUGAAUGUAACCUCAAAGAGUACACCUGAUUUCACUAAAGUUCAGAAAGAGUGGGCUUGUGCUAUAUGUAAGGUCACAAUCCAAAGUGAGACAACUUUGAAUUCCCACCUUCAAGGAAAGAGACACAAGGCAAAUUGUGAGGUGCUGAAAGCAAUUACCAGAGCCAAAAAGAAAAAUUUCCCUACUUCAACAACAAAGAAACAUGAACAGACACAGACACAAAAGAAAUGUGCAUCCAGCAAUGGAUUGAAAGAGGAAGUUAAUAUAAAACAAUGGGAUGUGCAUGGCCUGCAAAUAAAUUCUAAGAAAAUUGUUCAGGACACUCGAUCUCCUCUAUCGUGUUACAUAUGUAACCUAAGGUGCCCCAAUAAAGAUAACUUGGAUGGUCACCUUAAGGGAAAGAAGCACUUGGCCCGGAUUCGGGAAUUGGCAGAUUUUGUAGAAGGCCUUUCUUGUCUUUGGGUUAUCCUCUAUGCGCUUCAAUUUGUGCUAUUGAGAGUAAUUCGAGUUCGGACACUCGGAAGUUGGUCGCUUAUUGGGUUCUCUAUUCGUUGAUUUCACUCUUUGAGCAUGUGUUCAUGAAGCUUCUUGAAUGGCUACCAUUCUGGCCUACCAUGAAGCUAAUAAUUAUGUACCGGUUGAUGAUUCCUCACUUCAGUGGUGCUCUCUAUUUCUAUGAACUCCUUGUCCAACCCUGUCUCUCCUUGGAACCACAAUUUGUCAUCAACUUGUUCAAUGAGUGGAAGGAGCCUUAUCUAAAGAGAGAUGACUUUCCUGCUGAGGCAGAGAGAUACCAGAAACAGAAUGAAUCUGAAGCUUCAAAGGAACUUCUUUCUAGUGAGUCAAAGUUCAUUGAGCAUAAUAUUGAGUCAGAAGAAAUCAAAGCCGUUGAGGUAACCGAGAAAAAUGGAGUCACUGCAAUUGAGAGG